UUUUGCAGUUGGUGUCGAUGAAGCCAUGCACGUUGAGCGCAGUGCGCACCACGGAACUUUGUUGGGGAAUGUGACCACGUGACUCUUCGCGUAUGCGCUCAUCGUGACGCGUGACGUCCAGCGGACUUUCUUAUUCUACCGUCAUGUUACCCGAUAUCCAGAGCUUAUUGGGUGCCAACCCAUCUGCUGAUUCCAUAACUGAAUUUCUGAAAGAUCUUGUUCAACACUCCAAUACGAGCUUGACAGCUCCGGAUGUGAAAUCAUAUUCAGAUGCAGUCUACUUCAACUACUAUCCUCUAGGGGUCAGCUUCCUCUUUAGCCCUCAAAACGGGUACAAGCCCACUGGGGGGCUGAAGCUCGAGGACCUUCAAGUCGAUUCACUAGUGCUUGACAGCAUCAACAUCUACAACUCCCCAAAGCCCAAGGCCACCCCCGCCAAAAAAACCACGUCCAGUAGAACAGCGGAGCUCGCCUUUUCUACGUAUCCCAUGUCAAAAUGGACCCUUUCGUUCCCACCUGGGGCUUCGGCGUCCGACGAGUCCUCGAUCGAGAUCUCGCUUACGACAAAUGGUAAAGAUUUUGUCAGCUGCCUUGGAGAACCUGAUCGGAAAGGCGGUGGUGCCGGGCCUUCAGCCGGGUCCAUUGGCAUUUGGUGUGAGUGGUCGAAGCACGGAAUUAUGGUUGAGUUUGGAGGGGAUGAAGCCAGAGGACCACAAGCCUGGGAACGUGGCAAGGAUGCCAUAUGGAAGGUCAUUACGGUAUUUCCCAAAAAGCAGGAAUAGAUUCAAAGAAGGCUAAGUUCGAGUUGGUCUCUCAUGGGCAGACUAUAGAGGCUUUGUUCCUUUUGUGUCACGACGUGUUCGUCAAAAGGAAGCUGCCGCUGACGCAUGCAU
Messenger RNA from Suillus bovinus, 893 nucleotides. RefSeq lists its product as uncharacterized. The transcript has 3 exons. NCBI's taxonomy places the organism in Eukaryota, Fungi, Basidiomycota, Agaricomycetes, Boletales, Suillaceae. The record is from RefSeq and is a predicted model, not a curated record. The coding region runs from base 144 to 782 and encodes 212 amino acids.